Messenger RNA from Trypanosoma rangeli, 1035 nucleotides. RefSeq lists its product as uncharacterized. Gene Ontology annotation, molecular function: acireductone synthase activity. The coding region runs from base 1 to 1035 and encodes 344 amino acids. The record is from RefSeq and is a predicted model, not a curated record. Lineage: Eukaryota; Euglenozoa; Kinetoplastea; Trypanosomatida; Trypanosomatidae. The transcript has a single exon.
AUGAAACAGGCACAAGUAGGUUAUAAAGUACAAAACCUCCUUAACGACCUUGUGCAGAAUCCGAAACGUGAAGAUGAGAUAGCCAGCGUUUCGACGUCACUGGCGGAGUCACAAACGGAAUUUGUGAUGAGGAGGCGUAGGAGUCUGCUUGGUGAGGACAAGGUAACAGUGUAUCUUCUUGGCAUGGAGGGAACAGUGGCACCGUUGCCGCUGAUCUCGCAGGUUCUUCAGUGGCAGUCGGACAAUUUAAGGCCCUUUGUGUACUCUCAUUUUCCAGGAGAUGCAGCUGUGCGCAAAAUUAUUGAAAAAGCAGCUGAGGGUCUACCCGCUCUUCGAAAGGCAUUGGAUGAGCCUCAAGUUGAUAAGGACCAAGUUUGCACUUUGUUUACAAAUCAUAUUAUUGGUGAACUCGAAACCACCAAAGGCUCAUACCCCUCUUACUAUACGGAAUUUAUGGAGUUGAUGAUGGAGGAUGGGUUUGAACGUGAGCUUUUGCAUUCCAACCUCUUUCAGGACGCUGCGAUAGAGAUAAGGGAGUGGGGCUCGCCACGACAAAAAAAAACAUUUGUUGCCAUCUGGAGCCUGUGCCCCACUGUCACAGCGAAGAUGCUCCUUUACCACUGUAGCUAUGAUGAUCUUUUGCCCUAUGUGGUUGAGUGCUUUGAUCCAAGAAGCGUUGGCUCCAUGCUUGAACCAUCUACCUAUCUGACGAUAAGGCGUCGACUUGAGAAAAUGCUAUCGUACUCAACGGGUGAUAUUAAUAUAAUAUUUGCUACCGAUUCUUCAAACGGAGCUGUAGCAGCUAAUGCAUCAGGUGCUGUGGAUGCGACUUUUAUAUCAGUGCGUCCUUUUAACAAUCCCUUGACGCUAGAUACUUUGUCCGGAAUUGAUGUCGCGACCUUUUCUUCGUUUCAUCAGCUUCGUGGCGGAGGUGUGUCGUAUCCGUUGCUCUGCGCUGAAGCGAGAGAGAGUGAAAGUAGACAGAUGACACCUAAUAAAGAAAAAGCAACGAUGUUUCAAAGAGGAAUAGUGUGA